ACACAAUGGUUCUGAAUUCUGAUAAGUCGUCGUUAUCAAACAUGUGUAAGCUCAGAAAAGGGAAUUUCGAUGACCGGUGUUGGGUAUUGGAGACAAGAAUAAUUAUUGAAGAACCUGGAGUUUAGUUUUCUACUACCUAAAUACACUAGUUCGUUUCAACAAUUGAAAUAAACAUGAGUUUCACAGUUUCCAAAUGUUUUUGCAACGCUGUACGGACCUUGUCCCGCUCCAAUUACACGAGCGCCAUUAGCUUGAAAAAUUUACACCCAAAGAGUUCGUUGAAAAUUACCACACCGUCACCUGAACAGUUGGCCGACAAUAAAAUUUUCACGGGAUAUAUACCAGUGGAAGAGCUGGAAAUCACAUACAGCACUUCUAGUGGUCCAGGUGGUCAGAACGUCAACAAGGUCAAUACCAAAGUUGACCUGAGAUUCAAAGUGGAAUCGGCUCAAUGGCUCAAUGAAGAAAUCCGGCAGAAACUAAUUAAUAUCAAUCAAAAUAAACUGACUAAAGAGGGAUAUUUAGUAAUUCGGUCAGAAAAGACACGGUCGCAACAACUAAACCUUGCAGAUGCUAUUGAACGUUUGCGUUCUCUUGUCUGGAAAGCUGCUGAACCUGAGCCAAAGCAAUCUGAGGAAUCCAUUGAAAAAAUAAGACGCAGGAUGGAAAAAGCAAAUCGCACAAGAUUAAUAGAAAAGAAAAUGAAGUCCUUGACCAAGAGCAAUCGUCAAGCACCAACAGUGUUCUAAAUAUAUGUAGUAUACAUUGCAUAAACAUUAUUCAUCAAUUUGUCAUAACUUGAUGAUUAUUCAUAUUGUUUUAAAAUUUUUAUCUGAUAUUAAUAUUUAAUACAAAAUGUUACUUGUACAUAAAACUUAAGUAGUUUUUCA
Acyrthosiphon pisum (pea aphid) is the source of this 890-nucleotide messenger RNA. RefSeq names its product peptidyl-tRNA hydrolase ICT1, mitochondrial. Lineage: Eukaryota; Metazoa; Arthropoda; Insecta; Hemiptera; Aphididae. The record is from RefSeq and is a predicted model, not a curated record. The transcript is spliced from 4 exons. Gene Ontology annotation, biological process: mitochondrial translational termination. The coding region runs from base 174 to 749 and encodes 191 amino acids. Gene Ontology annotation, cellular component: mitochondrial large ribosomal subunit. Gene Ontology annotation, molecular function: peptidyl-tRNA hydrolase activity; translation release factor activity, codon nonspecific.